Synchiropus splendidus (mandarinfish) is the source of this 12034-nucleotide messenger RNA. RefSeq names its product spen family transcriptional repressor (gene spen). The coding region runs from base 296 to 10672 and encodes 3458 amino acids. Gene Ontology annotation, cellular component: nucleus. Gene Ontology annotation, biological process: regulation of alternative mRNA splicing, via spliceosome. NCBI's taxonomy places the organism in Eukaryota, Metazoa, Chordata, Actinopteri, Syngnathiformes, Callionymidae. The transcript is spliced from 15 exons. The record is from RefSeq and is a predicted model, not a curated record. Gene Ontology annotation, molecular function: mRNA binding.
CUUGCUGCAUCUUUUUAGGAAGCCUCAUGCUUUCUCUCGACAGGCAAAGGUCGCAUGGUGUCAGGGGCGCGCCUUAUCACGGGAACAGUCCUGGAGGCGCGUUCACGAGGAGCAGGGUCGCGCUCUGAAACAGCGGAGAGUAUCAAAAAGGGGAUCCAAACCUGGUGAUUUACACUGGGUCACCACGACCAGUCAAUGAUUUGCACCGUGUUUUUUUGCGCUGGGAUUUUUUUUGCACUGGGAUAAACUGACAUAGGAAACUCAUCUGUAUGAUCGCGGAGCAGGAGCUCACAUUAUGGUCCGGGAAACCAGACAUUUAUGGGUGGGAAAUUUACCCGAAAAUGUCAGAGAGGAGAAAAUAAUCGAGCACUUCAAGCGGUAUGGACGUGUGGAGAGCGUCAAGGUCCUCCCCAAGCGGGGAUCUGAAGGAGGAGUCGCAGCCUUUGUGGAUUUUGUGGACAUCAAAAGUGCUCAAAAAGCUCACAAUGCUAUCAACAAGAUGGGAGACAGAGACCUACGUACUGAUUAUAAUGAACCAGGCACAAUUCCAAGUGCCGCCAGGGGGCUGGACGAUAGUCUAUCGUUAGGCUCUCGUGGCCGGGAUAUAUCAGGGUUCACAAGGACAGCAGGGGGGGCUGUUUAUGGGCCCUCUGCGUCACUGCACAGCAGAGAUGGACGCUAUGAACGGAGACUAGACGGGACCACAGACACUCGAGAGAGGGCCUAUGAUCACAGUGCCUACGGACAUCACGAGCGACCUGGCAGCAGUUUUGAGCGCCAGCGUCACUAUGAAACAGACUAUUAUCGUGAGGCCAGAGAAAGGACUCUGAGCGCACCUGGGAACGGGUCUGGUACCUCCAGUGGAAGCAGUACCACUGUGUCCUCCGGCAAUGGUGGAUCUAUUGGAGUUGUUUCUGGUUCUGGAACUGGUGGAUCUGUGGGUACCACAAGUGGAGUAAGUGGCGGUUCUGUUUCCAGUGGUGUCGGGUUCUACCGCUCUCACAGCAGGAGUCCAUGUCGUUUUGAGACACCAGAGCCUCGUUAUGAGUCGCGCACACGGGAACCUUUUACUUUGGCCAGUGUGGUUCACAGGGACCUUUACCGGGAGGACCGGAGUCGACGUGGGGAGCGCUCUUAUCGCCACAGUCGCAGUCGGUCUCCUCACUCGACACAUUCACGUAACCCCUCACCUCAGAGACUAGCUAGUCAGGCCACCCGGCCACUCCGCUCUCAAAGUGGGUCUCGCUCCCGAAGCCGUUCAUCCAGUUCGGAUUCAGUCAGCAGUACCAGCAGCAGUACAAGUGGAAGUGAUUCAAGCAGCAGCUCAAGCGAUGACUCUCCGGCACGUUCCGUACAGUCUGCCGCUGUACCGGCUCCCACCGCACUUCCAUUAUCCUCUCUUGACAAGGAGGAACCUCGUAAAAGCUUUGGUAUCAAGGUCCAAAAUCUUCCUGUGCGUUCUACAGAUACAAGUCUGAAGGAUGGAUUGUUCCAUGAGUUUAAAAAACACGGGAAGGUUACAUCUGUGCAAAUCCACGGAGCUUCAGAGGAGCGAUACGGCCUUGUGUUUUUCCGACAACAAGAAGAUCAAGAAAAGGCUCUUAGCGCAUCCAAGGGGAAGCUCUUUUUUGGGAUGCAAAUCGAUGUCACUGCUUGGAACGGACCCGAGACCGAAAGUGAGAAUGAGUUCAGGCCAUUAGAUGAAAGAAUAGAUGAGUUUCAUCCUAAGGCAACAAGGACGUUAUUCAUCGGCAACUUGGAAAAGACCACCACCUACCAUGACCUGCUUAACAUCUUUCAGCGUUUUGGAGAAAUAGUUGACAUUGACAUAAAGAAAGUAAAUGGAGCUCCACAGUAUGCCUUUCUACAGUACUGCGACAUUGCCAGUGUCUGUAAAGCCAUUAAGAAGAUGGAUGGCGAAUACCUCGGUAACAACAGAUUAAAGCUGGGCUUUGGAAAGAGUAUGCCAACAACUUGUGUUUGGCUGGAUGGGUUGGCAUCAAACACCACCGAGCAGUUUCUUACCCGCCAUUUCUGUUGCUAUGGACAUGUCGUGAAGGUGGUUUUUGACAGAAUGAAAGGAAUGGCCCUAAUCUUGUACAACAAUAUUGAAUAUGCACAAGCAGCUGUAAAAGACACAAAGGGAUGGAAAAUAGGAGGGAGUAAAAUCAAGGUGGACUUUGCUAAUCAGGAAAGUCAAAUGGCUUUCUAUCGAUCAAUGCAGUCAUCUGGUCAAGAUAUUCGAGACUUUUACGACAUUCUGUCUGAAAGGAGGGAGGACCGUCGCUCGACUUAUGAGUUUCAGACUGACAGACAAUACUAUGAGAAUGUACGAACCACAGGAACAUACACUGAAGAUCAACGUCGGAAAUACACUUCCAGGAACCGUGAAUUCUACACUGAGUGGGAUCCGUAUCAGGGAGACUACUAUGAGACUCAGUACUUUGAAGAUCCCCGGGAUUAUCGGGAGUACAGAGCUGAUCCUUAUGAGCAAGACAUUCGUAAAUACAGUUAUUUGCAACGAGAACGUGAACGAGAAAGGGAGCGCUUUGAGACUGAUCGUGGACGUGACCAUGGGAGGAGGACCAUCGAGCGAAGUCAAAGCCCAUCUCAUAUCACCUCCAGACGUGCGGCUAGUCCCACUGCAUCUCCUUCACUCUCUGAAAGAAUAAAUAGCGACUCAGACCGUCGGAUCUGUUGUCGAUCCUCUGAAAGAAGCGGUAGUUGUAGCUCAAUGUCUCCACCCAGAUUUGAAAAGCUGGAAAAGGUUCGGAGUGACAGGUAUAUUAAAGCUGACAAGCUGGACAAGGAGCGGAUUUUUGAAGUUGAAAGAAGCAACUUGGUUGAAAAAGAAAAGAGAAUGGGACGAAAAGAAAGAGGGGACAAAGACAAAAGUGAGAAACAGAGGCUUAAAAAACUGAAAGUUUCAUCUCCUGUUUUCCAAGCCUGUGAGGCAGAGUCUAUCCCUGAUAGAGGUAUCAGCCCAGAGGCUGUGCUUCAAAAUAAAAUUAGCAAAAUUCCAAAGGAGAACUUGGGCAAAGGCAGGUUAGACCUUCUGCCUUGUGUUGUUCAGUUAACAAGAGUGAAAGAAAAAGAAGGGAAAUUGGUUUCCCAUGCGGGGCAAGAUAAACAAAUCAUGAGGUGUGGGAGUGAUAGUCCAAGAUUAGCAUCACCUCCAACUGACCAGAGGCCCAAGAGUCCACCCUUUCUUUCUGACCAAAGGACUGAAAUGACAAAGCAUGGAAAGGCUCAUAGAGAGAAAAAUAUAUACACUUUACUGGAUUCAACAGACAAAGUCAAUAAAGUCAAGUCGAAGAAACAUGGAAAAUCUGACGUUGGGUUGGAAUGUUCUCUAUCAAUUGAUAAAGAUCGCUCUGCUGCUAGAAAAAGGCGUUUCGAAGACUCCAGCAAGAGUGAUCGACAGAAGAGAACAAGCGAGGAUGACCUUGGAAGACUUCAUAGGGUAUUGAACAAUUCCAAGGACCCAGAUUUAAUCCGAGGGCUUCGUAAAAAGGAAAUUCACAGGGAUAAAUGUGACCACAUGGCGUCUGGUCAUAGUCCCAAAGAGGGGCCUGAUUGUGAAAGCAGCUUUAUGCAGCCACAGCUUUUGGAACUGCCUGAUGACUCUUCGAAUCAGUUGGAUUCCCCGCAACCUAAAAUGGAUUCAGAGGCACCACAAAGUGAAAACUGCUCAAAUCUCAGAAAAGCCUCAGAUGAUGCCUUUCUUGAUUUGGAUGAAAUUCAAGAGCAACAGAAGCUGUCUGAAAAUGAACAACGCAAAAGAAAGCAGAGAGACUUGGAUAAUGCAGAUGACUUGUUUUUGGAAAUUGACCUGGCGAAUACUUGUUCAAAACAAAUUGAACAAAGUCGUUGGCACAAAGCCAAGCACAGUGAACUUGACAGUUUUUUUAAGUACGAUAACCCAUCCUCUAUCGAGCCUCGAAGCUAUGAAAAAGAUUACAUGGCGUAUGAUGUGGCAAAACCGGUUGAAGGCAUGACCAAUGAAGACAUGUCUUGUAAACGAAAACAAAAGGAACACUUUGAUUACGAUUGUGCCAGCGAGGGAAGCGAGCGGAAAUUGUGUAGUUCUCUAAAAACAAAAGAAGAUGCUUAUCAGAGAAGGUUUUCAUCUAUUGAUGAGGAAGAAACCGCUCAGAUCUCUGUGUCAGUUACAAAGAGGGAAAGAAAAUCCCCAGCUUCAGACUUGUUAAAAAGCAGUUCCAGUCUCAGACCGUUUCAUUCACCCGACAUUGAGUCCACCAAAGUGAAGAUGCAACUGCUUGACAGUAAUGAAGAAUUCAUGCACCGCUGGGAGACGAGGAUUAAGUCAGAUUCACUGAGAAUGAAUAUGAGUUUCCCUAACUACCUCGGAAAGCAUGAUAGCUGCAAAAGCCAGGAGCAAGAUUUGGAACCUGGGGAAGUUCAGUCAGAUUCAGAAGACGACGAUGAUGGAGAAAGUAAACACAUAUCUUCCAAAUCUAAUCGUGCUUUGUCUUAUGUUCUUAGGGAGCAUGAAGAGAGGGUGAGUGAUCUGAAACUUUCUGGCUCUCUGGAAAAGAAUAAGUUUUAUUCUUUUGCAUUGGACAAAACCAUCACCCCUGACACAAAAGCACUGCUUGAGAGAGCGAAAACGCUCUAUUCCUCUCGAGAAGACAACUGGUCAUUUCUUCCUUCACGCUUCCCUACGUCCCACAGCUGUACAGAUAAGGACAAGGUUGAGCUAACACCGAGGCCUAUUCCCUCCUGGUACAAGAAAAAGAUUCGCACAAACUCUGAUGACAAGAUACAUGACAAAAAGGAGGAACAUCAGCACCAGGACCAGGAGCGACAAGAGCUUUUUGCUUCCAGAUUUCUACACAGCUCAAUAUUUGAGCAAGACUCUCGCAGAUUGCAGCACCUUGAACGUAAAGUCCAAGAUGAUAAAAGCAGUGUAUGUCGAACUCUGACGAAGACAGAAACACCAGAAUUACAGCCUAAAACCUUGGAAAGUAACAGCACUCAGGAGCCCAUCGUCUUAUUCCAUAGCAGGUUUUUAGAGCUGCAGCAGCAGAAAGACAAGGACCUUUUCCCACCUGAUAGUGAUUCAAUUACAGAGGAGACAGACCAGAGUGACUCACAAAAUUGUGAUAAUGGGCCGUCUGAUAAAAUGUCUGACACGGCCCCGAAUGUUGAGGACAAAUCAGACAGUCCUCCUCGAAGCUUGUCAGUUUCACCACCGCUCCCAGUCCAUAAAGAAUUAAUAGAAGUCGUCACACCUUCUUCAAAUCAGCCUUAUACAUGUGUGCAAGAAGAUAAAGCCAGCCCAGUUCAAGAGGUGUCGGAAUCUGAGUCUUCGGCUGUAGAAUCUGGCAAACCACUUUCUCCGAAACUCAUGACUGCACCCCAACUCAUUUGUUCAGAAACAAAAACUGAACCCAAAACGGACGUUGUGAUCAAAGCCAAAAUUAAAGAUAGUGUGGCAUUGGACAUCAGUAUUGAGAAAGAGAAUCUCCUCUCCACUAGUUGUGCACUGACUGCUUUAGAAGGUGGGAAUGUAGAAUCAUCAUCCUCAGCUGGUAAAAUCACUGAGGAAAUUUCUCACAACUUAGAAGAGAAACCCAUCGACAUUGAUCAGACUAUUUGUAGAGAAGGAGAGUACAUUGAUGAAUGUCUGAAAAAUGACACAGACAGUGACUUAUGCAUGCCACUCUUAGAAGUUGAAAUCAAGCCUUUGACAAAUCGCAGACAGCCAAAAAGUAAAAGGGCAAAGCCACUGUCCAUAUUGCGGUCCAUACAGUCAUUCCAGAGCGAAGCAGCUGAGAAACCUGCCACGAGAAAAAGUGAGCGAAUUGACAAAGAGAAACUCAAGAGGGCCUCGUCUCCAAGGGCAGAAACACCGAAAACGCCUGACGCUAAAUCAAAUCUCAACAAGUCACCGAUUAAUGCAUCUGAUUCCGAUCAUAGCCUUGAAUCCACUUUAGUCCAAGGACGGACACGUCGCAGGAAUGUGAGGUCUGUCUACGCCAAAAUAGGGGAAGAGGACCAAGCAGGCAAAGAUGUGGUUGAGCCACCACGGUCUAUGCGCAAACGUGGUCCUGAUAAGGAUCCGAUACAACAAGAAUCUCAGGCUCCGCCCACGCAUGCUAGACGAGGACGUCCACCGAAAAGAGGUGUGAAAAGGAAUCAGCCGGUUGCACCAGUAAAAGCGGAACCACAGAAAAUAAUUGAAGGCGAUAUGGAGGAGGUAGACAUAUCAGUCGAAACAGAAGCUGUGAAAGGCUUUGAGGGAUGGCGAUCACCACGGAACCAAAAGUUGCCCCCGACGAACAUCACCAAGAAAGCAAGUAAAACUGACAAGCAGUCUGGAAUUACCAGUCCUCAACCUGAGCUGACCGAUCAAGAGGAGUCCGAGACAAAGAUAGAUUUGGAAGUACUUGGCACUCUAUCUGAAAAGAUUGAAAGCAGCUCUGCACCUUCAAUCAAGAAGGAAAAAGACCUAAAAGAUGCCUGCGGGAAGAAAACAGUUGAAGGGACUGAAUCUUCUGAAAGGAAGCUCCCAGAAAAGUGUGUUAAAUUAAAAAGUCCAAGAUUAAAAAGGAACAGCAAGGCAGUCACAGAUGACAAGUCACAUACACUAAAAAAUCUUGAGAUCCGGGUCAGCGUUGACGAUGUUAAAGAUUUACUUCGGACUGAGAAUGAUGAGCCUCAUUCCUUCCAAGUUUCACGGCUAACAAAAACAAAGGCAUUGGUGCAAGCUGAAGAAACAAAAGUGACUGGUCUUAAAAAAGAGGCAGAAGAACCUGCAGUCCUCCAGGAUGCGGACCAAUCCUUGUCUGAAGAUGAACUUCCUGUUGAUCCAGCUGCUGCUCUGUUAGCACGACAAAUGGAGCUUGAGCAGGCGGUCGAAAACAUUGCUAAACUGACUGUCGAACAAGCUCCACGUGCUUUUAAAGAACCGCCAACUGAGCAACCGACCUUGUUGCCUCCUGUAAUCGUUGAGCAGGAAAGUGAAGUUGAAGAAGAAAAGAGGGAGAACCCUGCAAGUGAAACAGAACUUGCAGCUGCGAUUGACUCCAUAACUGCUGAAGUCACCUGCACAGAUACCGAUGGAUUCACAGCCUCGCCGACAUACACUCCGCUCAUCUCUACACCCGAUUCCUUGGUAUCCCCCUCCUCUAAUGAGAUUAUGGAGCCCGAAACACAUAUGGUUAUCAACAAUAUUCUUGCUGCCAGCUCCGACGAUGAUUCUCUGCCACCCAGCCCGAAGAGGGAAAUGCCUGAAACCAAGAGAGAUGAAGAAAGGCUUAUUCAGGAAGCAGCAAGAAGGUUGAGUAAAGUUAAACCCAAAACCGCUCCAAAGAAGCCCAGAGGAAGGAGGGGCACGGCAAACAAGAGAGGGGAUGCUUCUUCAGACAUCACUCUCCCAGAGCCUUCACCUGUGAAGUUACCUGAGUCGAUACCUGACGAUCCAGAGACUGUAAAAUCAAAAGCUACCACUAUUACAGCUUGUACAACGAUUGCAGCCUCUGUUGUCACUGCGGUUACAACAUGUAGACGGGAUGUAACAAGCGCUAUAACUGUUAACGCUCCAAGGGAGGCAGAGCAUCCUGAAGUGGAACAGCCAGUUCCAAAAGAAUCUGCCUUCCACUCUGGUCCAAUGAAGACACCAGAUUUAUCCUUCCCAGUCCUUGCUCCUGCCAAUCCUCAACCUUCAUCCCAGUUUAAUGUGCCCCCACUUCGGCCUGCCAGAAUGUCUCUUUCCCCAGAGUGGCCUCCCAAAAGUGAAGAAAGUAAAUCUGCUGCUGCUUCAUGUCAUGUCACAGUCGUAACUCCUACGAAACAGCAUCAGACAUCAAAUGUUCUCGGAAAUCCAUCAAUGAAUCCCACAAUGCCGCCUGACACCAAGGCUUCAGACCUCGACACCAGCUCCAGCACCUUACGAAAAAUCCUUAUGGAGCCCAAAUAUGUCACUGCGUCUAACAGCAACUCCAUACACACGACCAUGGUGACAUCUUCCCUCACAGACCUCACUCGGAUGUCUGAGAAUGAAAACCCCUCUGACACAGUGGGUUCAAGUCGGCUGUAUCCAAAAGAGCGAUCAUUACCACCUCAGCCCUUACUGCACAAGCCAUCUCCCUUGACAGAGUCUCAACAAAACUGUGGAGAGAAGCCCCAGCUUCAGUGUAUUUCUCCUGCUACCUCAGUUAUAAGUCGUAUCCCAAUGCCUUAUGAUACAGAGGAGACUCCACGGAUUUCCCUUAGCAACCGAAACACUGGUGUCAAUAUUUACAAACAAAGAUUUAGAUCCAACUCCAAUGAAAACAGUCGAUAUCACGAAGUUGCUGAAGAUGGGGUGAGAGGGCACUCGGCUGUUGAGAACAAUCCUUACAACCCAAGUACCUCAUCUGGUUUAAGACUGAACACGUCAGAGGGAGUUGUUGUGUUGAGUUAUUCGGGUCAGAAAACAGAGGGCCCCCACAGAAUGAGAGCCAAAAUAAGUCAAAUCCCCCAGGCCAACGCUGGGGAUAUUGAGUUUCAACAAUCAAUGUCCAAAUCCCAGCUAAAGCAAGAGUCUCCAAACUCAUCGUCACAGUCUCCCUCUCCGAAAAUAGCCUCCACUUCUUCUCUUUACGGGCAUACAGGAGUUCUCUUGACCAAUCAGUCUUACGUCUCUCCACCUUUCAUUUCAAGUACCAACCAGGAGAGUGCUGGUUGUGACAACUCAGAAGCCUUACAUCACUCAAUGUCACAGGGUGGCGUUGUUAAAAUGUUUCAACAGCCAAUCAGCUCCCCGCAGGUCUUGAUGUACAACCAGGCUGUGAUACAACAGCAUCAUGCCAAGAGAGGAAUAGUCACGGACCAGUUACCAAAAAAGGUGGACGUUGCCAUUCAGCAGUCAACCCGUAGUCCAGUUGUCAAUCAUCCACCCGUGGCCAGUUCUCAUGCCAGCUCCAAUGUUGGCGAUCGGUCGCCUCAUCCCCUGAAACAAGACCGCCAGUCUCCUCAAACGACUGCCCACUCCACUACUUUUGUUAAGUCAAGUAAUUCAACCAUGGGUACUUCAGUUCUGAGCCACGGCAUGCCUAAAACCUCAACAUAUCAUUCUCCCAUGCAUCACUCUGAGCAGUCCUCCGUCAUAAUUCAGCCUCACAGCAUCACCCAGUCUAUUGCGCACGAAACAAGGACGAACACCUCCCACAUGGCAGGUAUGAAUCUUGUGAGGAGAAGCGAGUCCAUUUCCUCACCAAGCCCUGGACCUGCGCAGCGCUCAAACACGCCUCAGCAUAACGUUAUCAGAGAUAUUGUGCUGAAGAGUCACUCAAGCCCUCACCGCUCCAUGCCGACCAUUGACAGUGGCGGUAGUCUUUCAGAAGAGGACAUGAGACACUUCAACCAAACCUCUGGUCGACCCCCUGUGUCACCAUUCCAAACCGAUCUUAUGAUGAUCCACGUUGAUCAAAGGCGCCACUCGACGAUGCGCAUGGACCAAUACAGAGACAUGCACCAGCGCAUUCUCAUGCACCAGCAGCUGGGCGAUCAGGCUGCGGCAGAGUCCAGGCAGGCGCGCACCUCAGAAACCUCAAGCAACAUCUUAAGUCCUUCAAAAAGUUCUGUCGUGAGAAAAAGUAUGGAGUUCUCAGCGAAAGACUCUCUCAAGCUGGAGGGGAAAGUCAUACAUCAAACCAGCAACGAGAGCAGAAUCAUGGGGGUCCACUCGACCAGCCCCGUCAUGGUGUCCCCUCACCUUCACGGUACUCCACUUGUGCACCCAGGAGGAACAAGUUCAUUUCCAAUAUAUCGGGAUAUCAGAGGCUUUCCAUCUCAGUUCCCUGGACAUCCAUCUGGUCAUGUUUCCAAUCCUGGCCUUACGUCACCACAGGUGUCUGCAGAGCAUGAGCUGGCUCAAAGAGGGAAACCAGUUCAGUCCAGUCUUAUCGACACCAAGAUGGAGAGUUCUCAUCUUCGCCACACGACGUCCUCGGAGCUCCCUCACUUAUCCAGAAUGCCCGGGGAACGGGUGUCGCCCACAUACCCGUCUCCCAUCACCUCCCCGAUAGCUUACACCCACAAGCCAGAUUUAUCACUCCAAAAAGCCCCUCCUCCCUUCUUGCCCACGACUCAAUCGGCUACAACCUCGCAGUUUCACCCCGACCCCAAACUGGAGCACGUCGGACACCAUUCGGUGGACACGGCGCAGCUGCUGACGAAAUAUCCAAUCGUGUGGCAAGGCCUGCUGGCGCUCAAGAACGACCAGUCGGCUGUCCAGUUGCACUUUGUCUCGGGGAACACCGUUUUGGCCCAGCGGUCUCUGCCGCCACCUGAGGGAGGCCCACUCCUCCGAAUUGUUCAGAGGAUGAGACUGGAAGCGUCACAGUUGGACAGUGUGGCCCGUCGAAUGACUGUGGAGAAUGACUACUGUCUGCUCCUGGCCCUACCUUGUGGCCGGGACCAAGAUGACGUCCUGAAUCAAACCCAGGCUUUGAAAAGUGGCUUUAUAACCUACCUGCAAGCGAAGCAGGCAGCUGGAAUCAUCAACGUGCCUAAUCCUGGCUCCAACCAGCCAGCCUACGUGGUACAGAUUUUCCCACCCUGCGAGUUUUCAGAGAGCCACCUUUCUCGUCUGGCCCCGGACCUUCUCAACAGCAUCUACAGCAUCUCCCCUCACCUCAUGAUUGUCAUCGCCUCGGUUUAGUCCCCUCCAUCACCGGGAGAAUAUCAACACCAGCCCUCUUGUACUCCUCCAGUUUUUGGAAGCUGGAGUUGCCUCAUGUUUUUACGAGUAAGCAUUUACUAUUCUCCAUCACCUCACCAUGUCCUUAAGAAAAGACUUAACAAAGGGGCGUUGAAGCGUUCACCAGGAUCUUUCUUUUUUUCAUUACAUUUUUGUCAUCGAAUCAGUGUUUUCUAAUUUGUAGCGUUCACAGAGCUGCAGAUUUAGAAUGUUCCUACUGGAUAUUUUUAUCUUCAAAGAAGUAAUUGUGAUAUAUUUUGUCUUUUUUUAAGGAAAAAAAAUGUGAUACAUCAUUGCACUAUGUUGAGGAAGAAUUGUGAACUCUGUACAGAUUUGAGUAUAUAAUGUAAAUGACCUGUAUUUAGCCAAGCUUGUGAGUUAAAAGAAAAAUAAUCGCCCUCAAAUAAUCUGUUUGACUUCCUUAAUUCCAACCGUCCAACCUGAAACGCUCCUUACAGAAACGUUCAGUUGUGGAGUUUACACUCAAUGCCUCAAGUGGGACUAUAUUUCUGUUGUGCAUUUGUGUCUUUUAACUGUAAAUAACACACAUAUUUAAAGCAACAAGAGGAGACCAAGUGAAUUGUUAUCAAGCUGCAGUGGUGGUUUGUCUUGUUCAGCCCAGGCUGAUACAAAAAAAAUAUUUUUAAACUGAAUCUGUGCCAAAAUAUGUCAAUGUAUUUAAAAAAAAACAUAUUUUCUUCAUUUUUUACGGAAGAGUUUGUAUGUUUUCUUGUAAUGGUUUCAUUUUAUUGCCACUUCUCUGCUGCCCCCUGCUGUAUGAAAGCAACAGAACCGUCGAGCUCACGCAUGCGCUGUUUUUGUUUUUCCUUUAUUCCAGGGGAUCAUAAAGAAAAUGAAUGUGACUUGAAAAUGACAUCAUGCCGCUACUGGAUGUGUUGAUCGUCUGUCUCCAAUUCUCCCUCCUUUUCACAAUAUUUGAGCCAAGCUGUAAAUACGGUCGUCAUUUUCGUGUGCGCUUGUGUGAACCCCAUGUCUGUCCUUACAUUUGUUUUGUGUGACAAAGCAGAGCAGUCUGACAGAGACGAGGUCGUACCGAUGCUGAAAGUAAACCGCGCUUGCAGGUUCUGUGUUGUAAAUACUUUUCCUUUGCAAGCCAAAAUCCUCAUGUUAUGUUGAAGGCACUUAUAAUUUUUUAAAUAAACAAAAUAACGACAAAAAAGAGAUUAAAAAAACUAACUUAAAGCGGUUAUUAUUAUGAAAAAAAAUGUCUUUUGAUCGAUCUUCAUUUUAAGUGUAUUUUGCUGUUCCUCCAUGAGGACAUUUUAAACUGUAAAAUAAAUGGUUGUUUAAAUUCUGAAGAUC